GUUGUAAGGUUAAUAAUACAUUAAACAUUUAAAUAAAAAGUUAUUCAGCUUGGCUAGAUUACAACAAAAGUCGGUUAAUAAAAUAACUGUUAUUUUAUUGACAAGAUUUUCAUGAAACUUGUAAAUGUUCUUUGCUUGUUAAAUAUGACACACAUAAAAUGCCGUAAUGGUGUUUACUUAUUCAGUAACAUAGCUCGACUUACUGUUCCCGAUGAAUUAGUAUCAUGGGACCAGGAAUGGUUAGAUUACAAUCCUCCUAAUUAUACAUCUAAAGGAGUUUUCAAUAAACCAUGGGCUGACCCAGAUCUAACCGAUUUAGAUUUUAAGCCUAAAUGGAAUGAACAAGAUGGCCCAGUAAAUCGAGUCAGCUACACAUCUUGUUAUAAAAUUGAAAAUGGUUACCCAUUAAAUCCAAUCGGUAGGACUGGAUUGCGAGGACGCGGUUUAUUAGGUAAAUGGGGUCCUAAUCAUGCAGCUGAUCCAAUUGUAACUCGAUGGAAACGUGAUUUCAAAAACAGUAUUGUGGUCGAUUCGGAUACUUCGAAGCCAAUUUUACAAUUCUGCGCAAUUCAACGGCGUGAUACUAAGGAAUGGGCUAUUCCAGGUGGUAUGGUCGAUAGUGGUGAAAAAGUUAGUGAAACUUUACGAAGAGAAUUCCAAGAAGAAGCGUUAAAUAGUUUAGAAGCAACUGAAGAGGAAAAGAUAAAAUUAAAUGAAAUGAUAGCAGAUUUUUUCAAGAAUGGACAAAAAAUCUAUGAAGGAUACGUUGAUGAUCCAAGAAAUACUGAUAAUUCAUGGAUGGAAACGGUUGCUUAUAAUUUUCAUGAUGAUUGCGGUACAUCUGUUGGAAAAUUUCCUUUACAAGCAGGAGAUGAUGCAAGUAAAGUACAGUGGAUGGAUAUAAGCAGGAAUUUAAAUUUGUAUGCAAGUCAUUUGAAUUUUAUAAAAAUGGUUUGUGAAAAAUAUUCUGCUCAUUGGUGAAUGUACUUCGAAAAAAAUCGAAGGUCCAUAUCAUAGAAGCUUUAUUAUACAGAAAAACGUUUUUACUUUUUUUAUUAAUUCAUUUAAUUUG
Messenger RNA from Chrysoperla carnea, 1072 nucleotides. Its product is annotated as ADP-ribose pyrophosphatase, mitochondrial. Bases 112 to 981 code for a protein of 289 amino acids. Gene Ontology annotation, molecular function: ADP-ribose diphosphatase activity. The record is from RefSeq and is a predicted model, not a curated record. NCBI's taxonomy places the organism in Eukaryota, Metazoa, Arthropoda, Insecta, Neuroptera, Chrysopidae. The transcript has 4 exons.